Corythoichthys intestinalis (scribbled pipefish) is the source of this 8042-nucleotide messenger RNA. RefSeq names its product lysosomal protein transmembrane 4 beta (gene laptm4b). The transcript is spliced from 7 exons. Gene Ontology annotation, cellular component: lysosomal membrane. NCBI's taxonomy places the organism in Eukaryota, Metazoa, Chordata, Actinopteri, Syngnathiformes, Syngnathidae. The record is from RefSeq and is a predicted model, not a curated record. Bases 160 to 837 code for a protein of 225 amino acids.
GGAGCAGGAGGCGAACAGCUCGCUCGACAUACGUUGAUGUGACAACAAACUCCACACUUGUCUGUUAUUAUUCCUUUUAAACGUAAAAAAACGACAUUACCCCCGGCAGCCUUCAUGUAAAUUAGUGCUCGCUUUGGUUCAAGAGAGGAACAUUUGAGGAUGAUUUCGCCGUGGGACCGUUGGUACUCGACGAGUUGCUGCCUCUGCUGCCAUGUCCGGACGGGCACCAUUAUUUUGGGCAUUUGGUACAUGCUCAUCAACGCGGUCGUGCUACUCAUCCUGUUGUCGGCCCUCAAUGACCCCGUGCAAUACCGCUACCACCUCACCAGCUCCGAGCUGGGCACCGACGUCGAUGUCAUGGACGACGCCAAUAUCUGCAUAGCAACAGCAAUUUCCCUCCUCAUGAUUCUUAUAUGUGGCAUGGCAACAUAUGGCGCUUACAAGCAACACGCCGCAUGGAUCAUUCCGUUCUUCUGCUACCAAAUCUUCGACUUUGCCCUUAACACCCUAGUGGCUAUCAGCGUGGUGGUGUACCCCAACACGGUGCAGGACUACCUCCAGCAGCUGCCAGGGACCUUCCCUUACAAAGAGGACAUCAUGUCCACCAAUAAUAUGUGCCUCGUCUUUGCAGUCCUCCUCUUCAUUGGCGGCAUACUCUCCUUUAAGGCCUACCUGAUCGGUUGCGUGUGGAACUGCUACAGAUACGUAAGCGGCCGAGGCACCACCGAAGUCCUCGUCUACGUCACCACCAACGACACCACGGUCCUUCUCCCACCGUACGAGGAAGUUGUUGCCAUCCCUCCUAAGGAGCCCCCUCCCCAGUACGUGGAGGCUUGAGCCCACCACGUACCACGUCCUUUUCUCCUUAAACACCCUGCUCCUCCAACGGUAGCCGUAGCUGAGUCCAGGAUGUCGACGUACGCCGACAUUUCCGUUAUCUUAGCGCCACCUCGAGACGGUACCUUUACCACCGUGACGUACGGACACGCACUUUGAGUCGGCCACCAACUGUUAACCCUCUGAUACUGUGAAUCUCCCUUGUGUUCGGUCGUGAGGUGAGAAGCAAGAGCACUUUUUCGUCCCCUUCCCCCUUUGAAUGUAACGAUGGGGUAUUUUUGUAUGGAUUUUUUUGUAUAACCGAAGGGGGAAAAAGGUUGGCGGUGAAAUCACAAUCUUCUGAAAGUCUUCCUAGAAACGUGCGUGUCACCUGUAAGAGAAUUCCACGAAAACGGCGACGUCUUCCUCCUUUAUGUCUUUUAUUUUUCUAAACAUUUAGCUCGGCUGGACUCCAGGGCAUUUUUCUAUAGUGACAUGACAUAACGCUCUUUGUGUGCAUCGCUGAUCUUUUUCCAAACAAAUGACGUAAGGUGCAUUAGCCUAGCACAUGGGUGUCCAAACUAUUUUUUCUUUGAGAUAAUCGGAAUACGGUAUAAAUGAUAGGGUUUUUAACCAACUGUCAUUGACGACAAUUGACGCUCAAUCUGCCAGCCCUCCCAGUCAAAAUGGAUUGGAGGUCUUUCGCUGUCAAUAGGGUGAAACAUGAUCACUCAAUAACAGCUUUCUCAGAUGGCAGUGAAUGAGUUAAGAGUUACAACAAAUAAAAUAAUACACUUAUAAGGACAUUGCAAAAUAUAUUUAUAGCAGCAAAAAUCAUGAAAAUCACAACUAAAAUAGCUCUGUCACAUUGGAUUGGUUUUUAAAUAUGUUAAUUUAUGUCAAAUCAACAGUUUCUUACAUUGACUUUAACAUGUCAGUUUUUGAGGCACUGUUUAAGUGACUAGCUCUAAGGUUGAAGCUGAGAAGUGCUUCUUAGCUUCUUGUGUGGGCCAUAUUCAAUAUUUUCAUCAUUAGCCGCGGGUUAAUAAAAACUUUAGUAGCAGGCCGCAGUUUGGACACCCGUGGCCUAGCAUAAUAGCACAAACGGGUAGCGCACUUAAAUAAAAUAUUUUAUUAACUAAAUUGUAUGCGUGUAUCCCAGUUUAAAUUGCAGUUCAUGUUGCAUGCAACAAUUUAAAAAAAAAAAAUGAAAUUUAAGAAUCAAUUGACCUUUCGCAAAAGCUCCGCCCCUUUUAGUUACGGUUGCUAAUCACGCAAGCUUCGUCACUCUACGGCACAGCCGUUGCGGGCGGACGUAUAUAUACACCAGAGUUUUUAAGUGAUAUAUUUUGGCACAAAACUAGCAAAACAUCAUCCUGAUCUAGGCAAAGGGUUUACAAAAGCAGCAGAGGGUUAUAUUGAAAAUAUAUUUUUUUUAAAUAUAACAAAUGUAAAAAAAAAAAUUUUUUUAAUGUAAAACUGUAACAAGCUAUCGAGGCAAAAGCGUAGAGGUUUAUACAUACCUAGAUACAGGUUUGUAGACAUUUACAGCCAAGCAAAGGGUUGGGUUUCUAAAGUGUCCGUUCACAAAAUGCUACAUGAAAAAUGAAGACAAAAUAAGUUUAAGGCCCGUAUUAGAGCGCUAUGUUGAUUUAAAAAAGGAAGCGCUAAUCAAAAAAUGCAAUGCGAACUUGAGCAAAUAAUGAAAUAGCCACACUAAUAGCAUUAUAGAUGUUAUAGCGAUGACAUCCUUGUAAGAUAUAGUAUUGGAUAACAGUAACUACAACUAUGAUAUCCAGUUUUAUGAAUGUUCUUGCCUCUACUAAGGCAUUUUGGCAAGACAGCUUGCUAGUUAGCCUCUGGCGUUAGCUUCAUUUUACCUUACAGCAAGAGAAUACGUUUGUAUGCUUGUUUUUUUGGAGACAUUUAGGCUAGGUGCAUACCACAGGUCUUAAUGCACAAUUCCGAUGUUUUUGUUGUAUCCAUUAUUUAUUUGGCGUGCCCGUUCAGACUGCCUUUGUCCAUUGAGCUGGUUCAAGUAUCACGCAUGCACACUAAUUCACAGUCCGAGAUUUGCUGUGCAAACUGACCCUCUUGUGCUGAAUCAUCAAAACAAAUGCUGUCUCAACGUCUUCUAGGGAGAUCGUGUUUUGAUUCCCAAAAACAGGACACAAAUAACAGACAUAAAUCCAGUGAUCCCUCGCGACUUUGCGCUUCGAACUUUGCGCCCUCAGUCCACCACGGAUUUUUUUUCAAUUUAAAAAAAGGGAAAAAAUACAGAUGAGCUGUCCCGAGCCGAUCUCAUAGUCUAACACUUGCUCCGUCCCUCCCUCUCCCUGCUCUUUGUUCGUCAAUGAGUGAACUGAAGUUGCUUAUUAACGUAAAUGAUGAUUGACAGACGGUUAAGCUUUGAUCUCACCAGAGAUUCGACCUUCAAAGGGCCGCAUGCGUCAAUCAUCGUUUAACUUGUUAAGCAGUUGCUGUGGCAACUCAUUCUGUGUAAGUGAGCAGCUGGAUUUGAGUGGACACUCAGUGAAGCGUUUAAUAAAGACAAGCCUUUUACUUUUUUUAAAUGGAUUGGGCGUCUACUUUUUUUCUUGUUUAAAAAUAAUUCUUUGGGACAGUAACAUGUUUAAAACUUAUUAUAAUUAUUACAUUAAAAGAGCUUUAAAAACAUUUUUCAAAAUAUAUAUAUACAUACAAGUUUUUUUUUAUUAUACUUUGAGGAAUGAUAGUAGAUCUGAAUAAAUACAUUGGACAAAAAAUUUGGGGGGGGGGUGCGCUACUUCACGGUUUUUCACUAAUCACGGUGGACUCUGAUCCCCAUUAACUGCGAAAAACGAAGGUUCACUGUAAUCCCCGUUUAAUUUUAUAUUCAAAGCUUAUAUGGAUUGAUAGCAUGUAUGCACUGCGUGCAUGACGCUCACAUAUACGGACAGUUUUUCCCCGACUCUUGGCCGUGUAAGCAAUCUUGAAAUACUGCUCAUUUGGAGCACGGAAAGAAAACCGAGCAUUCUCAGGCUUACCCCCCCCCCCCGUCACACACACACAUUUUAUUUUUUUAUGACUGUUGUCAAGCUCGCCUCUUCCCUAAAAGCCGCGUUCAAGCUGGGCGCUAACGCACAGCUCGCUAACCUAGCACCCUGUCUCUCGCUCUUUGCUGACGUAAUUGCUGCAUGAAUUCCGAUUUGGGGGACUUGACAGAUCGGAUUUGAACCACACACUAAAGUAAGCUAGCUCGGAAUUGAAAUGGUCCACUUCUAUGCGAAAUGUCAUGUUGACUGUUAAGUUAAUGCCUCACUCGAGUCGGUAAAACACGAAAAAAUCAGAAUUCUGCAUUAAGGUCAGCGGUAUGAAACUUUUGUUGGGAGUGACACGGUGUUGUUUUUUCGGCUUAGGGAAGAGAAAGAACCACAUAUAUAGUGGUAUACUCCUGAUAUAAUCUUGUCCGAUUUAGAUAUCCAAUCGGCGCAUCGCUUCACUAUUUGGACGUCCGUAGCUUGUUGAACCUUUUCGUCUGCUUCUGUAAAUUUUUACAAAAGUUGGCAAUCGCAAAACGACCAAAUACAUCAAUUAUACAAUGGGGCAUCCGAAAGCUUGUCAGAGCUUGCUCCUUAACAACGGUCUCGAGGACGCAUGAUUGGUUGGCAGCCGUUUAGGAGGCGGAGUUUGCAAAAGGUCAGUAGAAGUAUUACACAACCUUUUUCAUUCAUCCUUACUAAAAUAUAUCAGUGAACUAGCCAAAUGAUUUAAAACAUUUAAAAUAUUGCAGAUUUAAGUGUUGGUGGUGUUACCUAACCUUUUUUAUUAUUAUCAAUUACCAUAACAUCAGCAAAAAGUGCAGAAAGCAAAUGAUAAUUUACAUUUUAAAUAAAGUCUUAAAUUUUUUUUUUUAAUUUAGCCUAUAACUACAAGGAGAAAAAAAUAGAUAUUUUAGCAACUAUAGUAGGCGCCUUCAUGAGUGAGUCAUGACCCCUGCUUUUGCACAUGCAAUAGAACUGCAAUUAGAGUGAACACGCACUUUAAAGUGACAGACAUGACAUUGCGUGUCGUGACGUUGCGUCCGGAAAAAUAAACCGCAGUGCGGUUUGACAUUCUAAGGCAGUGUAAGGAGAGCUCAGCAAAGAUGGCGUUAAGACAAAAUGGCGGGAGAUGGGAUGACUGAUGCCACGGUAUAUAAUUGUCACAAUCCCCUUGACUGUCCUUUGUUUUCAUCCGGUGAUGUGUCCUCAUUCAUUCAUUCGUUCAUUUUCCAUGCCGCUUUUCCUCAACAUUCUAAUAAAUUAGAAAAAAAAAUAGUGUUGGCUUAUUAUUUAUGGUUUUACUAUAUAUGAACAAAAAAAUGUCUUCAUUCAAUUGCUAAUUAUAUAAAUGUAGAUAUCUGAAUAUUAUAACGAGCAGAAUCUGCUUUUAUGAGGCUGUCAAGCUGAAGUGAAAAUAAAUGACGCAACAGCUGAUGUUUGACAAUAUUUUUUCCUGCCUCGCCUUACGUAAACGCGGCAUCUGCUGUAUUAUUAGCGCAUUACCACACUCGGGGCGGCGUGAGCAGCGUUGCUGGAUGUGUAUUAACACUUAAACCACAGCGGUCACUAGAGUGGACAAAAGUUGGCACUUCUUUAACCCUUCAUAGAUCAAUUGAGUACAGUAAUGAAUUGGACAUCUAGUGCCCUCAGAGGCUAGUAAUGAGUUAAACAGACUACGAUUACAUUAACGAAUAAUUAAUGGAUGUUUUUAUGGCUCGCAGACCCUUGUUUGAGACCUAGCGAUCAAACGGCUGCACUGUGGCAUCCAAAACGAGACAUAAUCCGUGUCACGCGUUGGCCCACUUUUUCCGCUAAACCAUUUUGUCCAUUCACAAUUAGAUAGAGGGAAUCUCUGCUCAUGUGCUCACAUGCAGAACAGCGUCAGCCUGAAAAUGACAGCUUUGUUAACAUUUCAAGUACCGUAUUUUGCGGACUAUAGAUCGCAAUUUUUUUCAUCGUUUGGCAGGGGGUGCGACUUGUACUCUGGAACGACUUAUUUGUGAAAUUAUUAACACAUUAUUUUAUCAUUGUUGCUUGUUGGCAUGUUCUUUAUUCAAUAGUUAUCUGAAUAUAUCUUAAUAGCUAUGCUAGGUUAACAUACUUGGCACAAUCUGAGUUCGUUGUUUGUGAGUCAUGUAACGCAGAAGUGGCUAGUAACGCAUUACAUUUACUCCGUUACAUUUAUUGGAGUAACUUUUUGAGAAAAAUGUACUUCAAAGAGUAGUUUUACUGAGCCUUACUGUUUACUUUUACUUGAGUAUAUUUGUGAAGAAGUGCUACUCUUACUUCAUUACUUUGGGCUACUCUAGUCGUUACAUUUUUCCCUCUUAAUUCUAUAUAUUAGAUUUUCCUUUUUUUUCGCCAGCGAUGCCAACAGUAGCUCUACCAAUUUCAUCAAAUAGACAUCGCAACAAUAAUCACAUGACUCCAUUCAUAGACUUCAUAAUAUAUUGACGGGACAAGGGGCGCGGGGCCGAUUCAUAAGGGGUCUAUCUCCGUCAAAACUGACCAAGUGGAAACACAGACAAUAAGCUUUUUACGUCGAAAAUUCUUGUGAAUAAAUGCUUGAACCCUGAAUUCUUUUAUAGAUAUGAAAGCAAAACAGUCUCGAUUCUUGGUUAAAAGCAAAAAAACAGGCAGUUAGCAUUUAUUUCACGUAAAUAUGUCGAAUGUGAUGCUAGUCUUUUAACCAAUGUGGCACAGCCUUAUCACAACAGAGCUUUUUACGAUGAAUAUUAUUGUUAUUAUACAGUUGGAUUUGUAAUGAUUAGAACUGGCAGCGCUAAGACAACAGGCAGAUAAAGACAGUAAGGUACAGGACGCCUUCUGACCACGGAAGCCCUUCGCGCGCGUCAUACAGCUGACUGAGCAAGCCCAACGCUGACAACCAGGUGAUAGGCAAGACAUCUACAAGCCCAUCUGCACCACCAAAUCUCGCAAUCAGCUCUUCUGGAUAGUCCAGAACAAAUGGCGGGACAUCUUGUCUUUCCACAAGGGACAUCUGAUACGGAGGAACCCGCGACUGAAAAGUGAACACUCGGCACUCACGUGGCGCUGAGGAUGGCAAAAUCCUUCACUCUAGUUGCCCUGACAACCGUAACGCUCAAAUCCUCCUGUCCAAUCAACAACAGACAACAAUCCAAAACAACGCCUAAACACACCCUUAUUCCGGACCGCAGCCGACCUCACUGGAGUGUUUAAAACAUUGAAUGUUUAACUCAUCGUUGUCAUUUUUCACAGGAAUCUUUUGUUGACUUGUGAUAUGGUGACCCCCAGAUCCUCGCCUGGGUCUCUCUGUGCUGUAUGAAUGCCGUCAACUUGGAAUAAUUUGUCAACUUGUGUUUCGAAGCCUUUUUCCAGCUUUUAAAAUGGAGUCAGUACAAGGGGUUAAUACUAAGGUGAACGCGCAGAGUUUGGCCUUUUGGCCGGGUUGUCGAGUUGCGCUGGCCCGGGUCCUUGGAAUUGCGCUAGCACGGUUCCGGUGGUUCAGCUGGCCUGAUUCCAGCAAUCUGGGCAAAAGGUCAGAUUCCUUCAACUUCUAUUCAACUUCUUCUCUUCUUUUAUUUGCUUAUGUAAUGGGUUAUUGUACAAUAUAAGAAUAGUAAUUCAUAAACUAGUAGAUAACUGUGCUGACAAAAAAAUACCAUUGUUUAAAAAAAAACACAAAACACUGUAAGCAGUUACAAUGCUACUCACUACUUAAGUACUGUAUUUUUUUACCAAAUACAUUUUUUUUUUACUUAUACUUGAGUACAUUUUUUGGAUGACUAAUUUUACUUGAGUAAUAUUGCUUUGUAGUUACUCUUUUAGUAACUCAAAUUUUUGGUUACUCUACCCACCACUGAUGCAACAUUAGCAUACCGUACACUUAUUCAUCCUAUUGUUCACUAAUGUAUGUUUAUUAUUUCUACCUCAAACUGCCUGUCAAGAUGACCCUUUUUUAUUUUAAAUUGCAUGUCCAGAUGAAAUGUCUGUUCUUGGUAUUGGAUUUUAUCGAAUACAUUUCCCCAAAAAAUGCGAUUUAAACUCCAGUGCGACUUGUUUUUCUAUAUGUUUUUCCUUCUUCUUUGCGCAUUUUUAGCUGGUGCAACUUAUACUCAGGUACGGCUUAUAGUCCGAAAAAUACGGUAAGCUCUUUUAGCUGCAUUUUGUAAUUUAAAAAAUAUAUCUAUAUUGUGUGUGUAAUUAUGUGAUCCAUUAAAA